Messenger RNA from Schizophyllum commune H4-8, 1370 nucleotides. RefSeq lists its product as uncharacterized. The transcript has 3 exons. NCBI's taxonomy places the organism in Eukaryota, Fungi, Basidiomycota, Agaricomycetes, Agaricales, Schizophyllaceae. The coding region runs from base 131 to 1159 and encodes 342 amino acids. The record is from RefSeq and is a predicted model, not a curated record.
GUCUACUUAAAUUCUGCGCUUCGCAGCCUUGCACACGACCAGCACCCAUCUACGAGCCUUGGUUAAGUUGCCCUGGACUUCACCUUAGUUCACUACCUUGAUCUACACCCAUCUGUUCGAUCUGAUUGCAAUGGGUCGCUGGACACAGUUUGACGAGGACCGUUACCGUCUCCCCGAGGGCUUUAAACGUGUCGCGUACGAUGCAGACACGAAGCGCUACACGUUCCUCGACGCGAAUGGCGUCAAGUACGUCGGCAAUCCUGGCGAGGAAUAUGGCCACAUGACACCAGUGGCGAACCUCCCCGAGCAGCCUCGCCCAGGAGCGUUCUCAGAAGAAUACACCCAUCGCCCCAUGCCCUCUGGCUCUUCCGCCGAAGCUGCCUCAAGCUUCCGCGACAUCCUCCCCUCGAAUCGCAUCGGCAGCGCCCCUCCCCCGACCGACGAGAAGAAAGCCUCUCAACAGCAGCGCGACAAGAACCUCGCCGACGUCGUCGAGACGGUGAUGCCCAAAGUGCAGGGUGUCGUGCAGAACCUACGCCGCUCGAUCACGUCCGCGAGGAAGGGUCCGCCGAAGUACUACGGCAACCAGUCGUCCGCGGGAUCUAGGUCAUCACUGGACUCGAAGACCUCCAUGCGCGACUCGAAGUCCGGCUUGCUCGACGCGCCACCCCCGUACGGGGACGAGAAGUGGGCGUACAGCGACCAGGCGUGGGAGGCGCAGAAGGCGCAGUGGGGCAAGAAGGACGAGAAGGGGAUCUUCCGGUCCAAGUCGAGCGCGUCAGCCACGCAGGGGAAGCGUGGCAAGGCGGAUGCAGCGCAGGUGGAUCGCGCGCGGUCAGAUGCCUCGCGGAAGCUGGAAGGCGCGCCACAGGGUGCUUCAUCUCGCUCUGGGCCAGCCUCAGAUACGAACCUCACCCGCACACAGUCCAUCAGCUCUACGAUUUCCUCCCUCGACUACGCGUCGGACGAUUCGGAUUAUCUUGAGCGUACGCGCAACCUCAGCCUCGACGACUCCCGCAGCGUCGACCGCUCCCAGUCGAUGCGCUCGACAAAUACCAUGACCUCGGGUGUGUCUGACGUUUCGCGCGCUACGCGCAUGUCCGUGAACGAUGCUAGCCCACCGAGGCUGCCUCCGCGUCGCUCGCCAAUCCUGCAGUGAUCUAUCUCUGGAUCAUACCGGCGCCUCAUCCAACAUCCUGGAUAUCCGUAACGCUCAUCUGCUUUCUUCUUUGUAUAUCACCAUCACCCUACAACCACGUACAGCAUCCGUUCGGCUCGUCUCUGCCAUUCUUGUUGUAACAUACUAAUAUAUGGACUGCUUUCUCCUUGUAUCAUCCAAUAAUGCAAUUGCAAGCACUUGAUCGUUUCCC